AUGCAGAAGACAGACACACUCACACACAUGAGUAACUCUGCAGAAGCACGAAUUCUUUUUAAAUCAUCAAAGAACGAAGAUGUCAUUGAAGUUUGUAAUGCGCAGUUCUUUAUAGAUAAAGAGAAAUUUAAAGGACGACUAUUUAUUAGUGCAUUUACAUUUUGUAUGGAGAUGUUAAAUUCGAAAAAGUACCAAAAGGAAGUGAUAUAUACAGGAGAGAUAACAAAAAUAGAGUUAAAUAAGUAUAUACGUGUGGAGACUAAUACCAAAGUGAUCACAUUAAAUAUCAAGAAGAGGAAUGAAAGUAUUUAUUUAUUGAUGAAUUACUUGGUCAAAUAUCCAUUUCUUAAGUUAGAGGAGAAAUUAUCUCAAUAUACAAUCGAAGAUUAUACAAUGAAGGAUUCUCUUGAACCUAGAACACAACUUGAUUUGAAAAGUGCAGAGCAAGCAAAUGAAUAUGCGAAUAGAACUAACGAGAUCAAAACAGAUACUAUUCAUCAAUUAAAGAAACAACGAGAUAUGUUGUAUGGUAUCGACUGUCUUUUAAAUGAGACUGAAAUCUAUUUUGAGGAUAUCGAAGACAAUUUAAAAUCAGUUGUUUCUAUGGGCCACGAGUUAGUUCAAAGGUACAGAAAGAGUAAGAAGAUUGAGGUGAAACCAGUGAAGAAACCAGAAGAAAUUCAACUGGAUGUUAUGGUCUUUGAACCAAAACCUGUUUCUAUUCAUAUUUUAAUAUGUGACAAAGGAGAGUAUAAAAGUGGUCUCAUGGUGAUUAGCGAAGACACUGUUAGUAUCAAAGAGACUUCUGGAGAUUCUCUGACAUCAUCCGAAAAGAAGAAAAGGGUUUUUAGUAAGGAAAUUAACAUAGGCCAGAUCAUCAAAUUGUCUAUUUUAAGUCAUCCCCUCCAUCUAAAAAUAGAACUAGACUCUUUGGAGAAGAAUGAAGUUGUUAUAUUCUCGACACUGUUACAACUCAUUGUAAAUGACAUCUAUCUCAAGUUCUUCAAAAUUAACAUUCCAGAGGGAAGCAAACCAGUCGACUCCCCACUCAGAGUCGAAUUCGAACAAAACUCGAGGGAAUUUGAAAUAGGAAAAAGUGGGAUCACUGACAUCUUCAUGUUUUGUGCCGGGGUUGAUGGACAGUGUAAAUACGAAAAUUUGAAGGACGAUUUUUCCUUUGUAUUUAAAGACCCAAAAGAGAUGGCCAACUUCAAAAGAAUGAGGAUGCUGAAUCUCAAUACGGCUGAUAUGCUUGAAAAAAUUACUCAACAAAAUAAAGAGGCUCUUUUAUUGAUAGAGGCUAGCAGAAGAGAAACUGAAGAGACGAGAAAACUCGUUGAAAAACAGCGGUGUAAAUUGGAAUCGGUCACUCAAAGAGUCGACAUUGUAACAGCAAGAUAUUAA
Messenger RNA from Entamoeba invadens IP1, 1404 nucleotides. RefSeq lists its product as hypothetical. The transcript has a single exon. The coding region runs from base 1 to 1404 and encodes 467 amino acids. The record is from RefSeq and is a predicted model, not a curated record. NCBI's taxonomy places the organism in Eukaryota, Evosea, Mastigamoebida, Endamoebidae.